AUGGCGCAUUCGAGAUUAUCCAUGGCCGUGAUGCGCAACGUGCUCGCUCGAGGCUCCGCGCAGCAAUGCCAGCGCUGCUUCUCCAGCAGCGCGCUGCAGGCCAAGCUCGCCCGGCCCGCCGCCGCCGCCGCCACGAGCACCAGCAUGCGCGCGAGGCUUCCCAUGACGCAGAAGCGCACAAAAUACAGCACGGUCGAGCAGGCCAAAAGCCGGCAUAGCACUGGGCCAUUUUCCUGGAAGGCCGGACUUUUGUUCGUCGCUACCUGCGGCGGCCUGUUUUGGUAUUUCGAGCACGAAAAGGAGCGCAUGCAGCGCAAGAGAAUCGCCGAGGCCAACAAAGGUGUCGGCAAGCCGCUGGUCGGAGGCCCCUUUGAGCUGAUUGACCAUGACGGCAAGCCCUUUACCAGCGAGAUGAUGAAGGGCAAAUACGCAUUGGUCUACUUUGGGUUCACCCGCUGCCCCGACAUCUGCCCCGAAGAGCUCGACAAGAUGGCGCGCAUGCUCGAAAUAGUCAAAACACAGGCGCCUCCCGACAGCCUUCUGCCCAUAUUCAUUACCUGCGACCCCGAGCGUGACGAUCCCGCGUCCCUCAAGGGCUACCUGGCCGAGUUUCAUCCCGAAUUUAUCGGCCUGACGGGCACGUACGACCAGAUCAAGGACACGUGCAAAAAGUACCGCGUCUACUUUAGCACGCCGCAAAAUGUCAAGCCCGGUCAGGACUACCUCGUCGACCACAGCAUCUACUUCUAUCUGAUGGAUCCCGACGGCGACUUUGUCGAGGCGCUCGGCCGCCAGCACUCGCCCGACGAGGGCGCCAAGCUGAUCCUGGACCAUAUGAGGGACUGGGCCAAGAGGUAG
This is a messenger RNA of Beauveria bassiana ARSEF 2860, 858 nucleotides long. RefSeq names its product protein sco1. NCBI's taxonomy places the organism in Eukaryota, Fungi, Ascomycota, Sordariomycetes, Hypocreales, Cordycipitaceae. Gene Ontology annotation, biological process: mitochondrial respiratory chain complex IV assembly; intracellular copper ion homeostasis. The coding region runs from base 1 to 858 and encodes 285 amino acids. The transcript has 3 exons. Gene Ontology annotation, molecular function: copper chaperone activity; copper ion binding. Gene Ontology annotation, cellular component: mitochondrial inner membrane. The record is from RefSeq and is a predicted model, not a curated record.